UCGUUAGCGUUUGUUUAUCCCAGUUCCCAUCCUCUUCACCGUCCCCGCCGCUGGCCGUGCGGUCAACCAUGUUCAUCUAUUUGAGCAAGAAGAUUGCUAUUCCUAAUAAUAAUCAAUUGAGAUGUGUUUCAUGGAAUAAAGACCAAGGAUUUAUUGCGUGUGGGGGGGAAGACGGCCUUUUAAAAGUGCUGAAACUUGAAACACAAACAGAUGAUACGAGAUUAAAGGGACUGGCUGCACCCAGUAACCUUUCCAUGAAUCAAACACUGGAAGGACACAGCGGUGCUGUACAAGUGGUGACUUGGAAUGAGCAGUACCAGAAGUUGACAACUAGUGACCAGAAUGGUCUCAUUAUUGUGUGGAUGUUGUACAAAGGGUCUUGGUAUGAGGAAAUGAUUAAUAACAGAAACAAAUCUGUGGUUCGCAGUAUGAGCUGGAAUGCUGAUGGACAGAAAAUCUGUAUUGUGUAUGAAGAUGGUGCUGUCAUUGUGGGUUCAGUGGAUGGUAAUCGUAUUUGGGGUAAGGAAUUGAAGGGCCUCCAAUUAACUCAAGUUGCAUGGUCACCAGACAGCAAGAUUCUUAUAUUUGGCAUGGCAAAUGGAGAAAUACACAUCUAUGAUAGCCAAGGGAAUUUUAUUGUAAAGCUGGUGCUGCAGUGUCUUGCCAAUGUGACUGGUGCAGUCAGCAUUGUUGGUAUCCAUUGGUACUCAGGAACUGAGGGAUAUGUUGAACCAGACUGUCCCUGCUUAGCUAUCUGCUUAGACAAUGGUCGAUGUCAAAUAAUGCGUCAUGAGCAUGAUGAAAAUGCUGUCUUGAUUGAUACUGGUAUAAAUGUGGUUGGCAUUCAGUGGAACUACUGUGGUAGUGUAUUGGCUGUUGCUGGUUCCCAAGUAUCAGUUGGACAGGACAAGCAGAUCAAUGUUGUGCAAUUCUACACUCCAUUUGGUGAGCAUUUGCGCACAUUAAAAGUGUCUGGCAAGCAGAUGUAUGCAGUGUCAUGGGAAGGAGGAGGGCUGAGAAUUGCACUUGCUGUUGAUUCUUUUAUUUAUUUUGCCAACAUCAGACCGGAUUACAAGUGGGGUUAUUGCUCUAACACAGUCGUGUAUGCAUAUACCAGACCAGAUCGACUGGAAUACUGUGUAGUCUUUUGGGACACCAAGAACAAUGAAAAGUAUGUAAAGUACGUAAGGAGUCUGAUUUCAAUAACUACAUGCGGAGACUUUUGCAUUUUAGCAACCAAAGCUGAUGACAGUUCUCCACAGUAUGUUCUAGUAUUGUGUAAUUCCAUUGGAACACCCUUGGAUUCAAAAUAUAUUGACAUUGAUCCACUAUUUAUAGCCAUGACAAAAACACAUGUAAUUGUGGCCUCUAAGGAAGCAUUUUACAUCUGGCAAUAUCGUGUCGCCAAGAAACUCACAGCAAUGGAAAUCAACCAGGUAGCACGAACAAGGAAGGAGGGGCGGGAAAGAAUUUAUCACGUUGAUGAUGAAUCAUCAGUUACAGGAGACAGUACUGUGGAUUUCAGCAAAACUUUGUCGACAACAAAGGAUGCUAUCUGCUGUAUCACCGCUUCUGACAAAAUAUUGAUUGUGGGUCGUGAAUCAGGGAAAAUUCAGAAAUAUAGUUUACCAAAUGUUAGUCUGUUACAAAAGUAUUUGUUCAACUACAGAAGUUAUCAAUUAUCAUUGAACUGUAAUUCCAGCCGCCUUGCCAUCAUUGAUAUUGCAGGUGUUCUGACAUUUUUUGACCUUGAGACAAGAACAGUGGACAGUACAGGGCAGCAAGUAGUGGGCGAACAGCUAAAAUUUGAGCGUAAAGAUGUGUGGGAUAUGAAGUGGGCAAAUGACAACCCAGAUUUGUUUGCUAUGAUGGAGAAGACCAGAAUGUAUGUGUUUCGAAACUUGGAUCCUGAGGAACCAAUUCAAACAUCUGGGUAUAUAUGCAGUUUUGAAAAUUUGGAAAUCAAAUCUGUACUUUUGGAUGAAAUUUUGAAGGAGCCAAGCCAGCCCAAUAAGGACUACAUCAUUAAUUUUGAAAUUCGUUCUCUACGUGAUAGCCGAAGUCUCAUAGAAACUGUUGGAAUUGAAGACGCCUGUGCGUUCAUUGAAGAAAACCCUCACCCAAGACUUUGGCGCUUACUUGCAGAAGCUGCUCUACAGAGACUUGACCUUAAAACGGCAGAACAGGCAUUUGUCCGUUGUAAGGAUUACCAGGGGAUUGAGUUUGUAAAACGUCUAGGAAAUCUUCAAAGUGAAUCCAUGAAACAAGCGGAAGUUGCAGCAUAUUUUGGAAGAUUUGAGGAAGCUGAGAGAAUGUAUCUAAACAUGGAUAGAAGAGAUCUGGCUAUUGAUCUAAGGAUCAAGUUGGGAGAUUGGUUUCGAGUUUUGCAAUUGUUAAAAACUGGUUCUGGUGAUGCUGAUGAUGCUCUACUUGAGCAAGCCUAUAAUGCCAUUGGAGACUAUUUUGCCGAUCGUCAAAAGUGGAUGAAUGCUGUUCAGUACUAUGUUCAAGGCCGGAAUCAGGAGCGACUGGCAGAGUGUUAUUACAUGCUUGAGGAUUAUGAAGGUUUGGAAAAACUGGCAAAUGCCCUACCAGAAAAUAACAAACUGCUUCCUGAUAUAGCCCACAUGUUUGUUACUGUGGGUAUGUGUGAGCAAGCUGUCGCUGCAUUCCUCAAAUGUAACCAAGCUAAAGCUGCAGUUGAGACCUGUAUACAUCUGAAUCAGUGGAAUAAAGCUGUUGAAUUGGCCAAGAAUCACAAUAUGAAAGAAAUUGGAUCCCUUUUGGCUAAGUAUGCAUCUCAUUUGUUGGAGAAGAAUAAAACUUUGGAAGCAAUUGAACUUUACCGAAAGGCCCAUCAUUUCCUUGAUGCUGCAAAGCUCAUGUUUAAGAUUGCUGAAGAAGAAGCAAAAAAGAGAACCAAGCCGUUACGUGUUAAGAAACUUUACGUGCUGGCAGCACUGCUUGUGGAAGAUUAUCAUGAACAGAUAAAGAACACUCAGAGAGCAAAAUUGAAAGGCAGACGAUCAGAGGCUACAACAGCUCUAGCUGGGUUACUUGAAGAAGAUGCUUCUUUGUCAGAUAAUCGUAUUAUUGAUAAUGCUUGGCGUGGGGCUGAGGCAUAUCACUUCUUCCUGCUCGCACAGCGUCAGCUUUAUGAAGGCUACGUAGAUGCUGCAAUGAAAACUGCACUUCAUCUGCGGGACUAUGAAGACAUAAUUCCCUCAGUGGAGAUUUACUCUUUAUUGGCCCUCGCUGCCUGUGCAAAUCGGGCUUUUGGGACAUGUUCAAAAGCUUUUAUCAAGCUUGAAUCUUUAGACAUGCUGACUUCAGAACAGAGGCAACAAUAUGAAGACCUUGCCCUUGAGAUCUUCAUCAAGCACAGUCCUAAAGAUGGCAAGAAAUCCGAUUUGGACAGUCUCCCAGAAGGAGGAGAAGGGAAACUUCCAACUUGUGUUGUGACAGGUCGGCCAAUUGCAGACUACCAGUUCUGGAUGUGCGGUGUCUGUAAACAUUGUGCUCAUGAACAGGAUAUAAGCAACCAUAAUUUUUGUCCCCUGUGUCAUAAUCCUGUAGGAUAGAUCAGCAAAGGCUAAAGUAAACUUUAUUUUAAAAAGCAGUAUUGGUUUAGAAAUGCCUGCACAGAUUUAUUAUGGCAUUCAAAUAGUUGUUUGAAGAAUUGUCUGUAUUUUUGUAAUUUACAGCCCCCUCCAAAGUCUCAUUGAACUAAUAUCACAAGGGAUGUUUGUAUUAUUUUCCAGUUCAGAAACAUACAGAUAUCAAACAUUCCCAAGUCAUUCAAAGUGUACUUAAGCAACAUGAAAUUUCUUAAGAUGUAUGAUAUACGUACUAACUAGCAUCAAAUUUAUACUUUUUUCUAUUGAUAU
Messenger RNA from Hemiscyllium ocellatum (epaulette shark), 3887 nucleotides. It is a transcript of the gene wdr35, whose product is annotated as WD repeat domain 35. Bases 69 to 3581 code for a protein of 1170 amino acids. The record is from RefSeq and is a predicted model, not a curated record. Gene Ontology annotation, molecular function: protein binding. The transcript has 27 exons. NCBI's taxonomy places the organism in Eukaryota, Metazoa, Chordata, Chondrichthyes, Orectolobiformes, Hemiscylliidae. Gene Ontology annotation, biological process: non-motile cilium assembly; intraciliary retrograde transport; protein localization to cilium. Gene Ontology annotation, cellular component: non-motile cilium; intraciliary transport particle A.